CGAACAUCUUGGGCUUCAAAAUUCCCCGAAAAAGAAUAUCUAUCUGCAUCAAAGGGACAUCCAAGCUCAUUUACUCUCUCUGCCGCCUCUUUGGGUUGCGCUGCGAACCAUUGCUCGAGACUUUACACAUGACCUGAUCUUAGCUUUACGCAUCCUUCUUAUACCUCUUCCCGAGAUGCCUCCAAGAUUACCACCCUCCGCCGCUUCGAUCGCAGUACCUACUCCCUCCAUCCACACACACUGCAAAUCAUGUCUCCGCCGCGCCUUCUCUUCCACACCGGCCUCGAAAACGAGGUUACGAGCUGCGAUGUUUGCUUGGCUCCAAGGUCCGGGAGCAGUUUUCCAAAAGCCCUUAGCAGGUUCCACAAACUAUCUCUCCGCUUAUGACCGGCGAGGAAAUCUAUUACGAAGCAGAAGGGAAGCUCCUCCUCCUUCAACGCCCAACCCUGAUUUCGAUGGCCAAGAGACAGGGGAUAUGGCGGCCCUCGAGGCAGCUGCAGAAAACACCAAGUUACCGAGGGAGAGCGAGGACGACUUACGCCCAUUUCCACAAAAUCAACAUUUCAGAUCUCAGAGCAUACUCUCGGAAGAGCUGCAACAAGAAAUAUGGAGACGUGUGCAGGUAGAGCAGAAAUCAGUGCGCCAGGUCUCGGUCGAGAUGCGCGUGGAUAUGCGCCGAGUUGCGGCUGUGGUACGACUGAUCGAGGUCGAGAACAGGAUGCUCGCAGAGGGCAAUGAGCUCGCGCUCCCAUACGCACGAGCCGUCCACUCCAUGGUACCUGUAAACCAGAUGGAUCUCCAGACAGGCAGACCAAUGGAUACGCACGAAACGAUCAACGACCUCGAACAACACCCCCUAACAUACCCUCAGGUGUUCUAUCCGACCUCCGAGUCUCGCGCGUUCAAUCGUACCGACGCAGGCCGUGUGUUCAGCGGCGCUCCUCGUCUCCCAGACGAACUGGAUGUCGGACAGGGAGGCAAACCGGCCAGCGAGCCCUGGAAGGACACGAAGCCAGAGUACGUCGGCAAAGCGGGACACUCGCAUCCAAUCUUGAAACCGGCGGACUCACGGAUUCCGCACCCUCAAUUGAUUGCUUUCGAGAAAGAUAAGCGGGAUCCGGAGUUGGUAGACAAUGGGCACGAACUCAGGGCAAGGAAUCAGUCGAGGUUAGAUGCUGAUGCGCGGAAGAGGAAAGAGGCCAAAGAGACGAAGGCGAGGUUAGAGGAGGAGAGCAAGACAAGAGUGGAUACGGGACGGUGGCAGUUCAUUUUCACUGAUGUGGCGGCGACGAGAGAGGGCACUAGGCUUGAUGGACGGGGGACGAGGAGUCCCGGAUUUAGAUAUGGUGUGCCGAGCCAGGAGAGAAAGAAGGGCCAGGUUAAGAUCCCUACUAGAGUUGAGGUAUAGGUCUGCUCUACUCUCAUCUUGACUGGGUUGUGCUCCUUAUGUAUCAAAGAGUGAAAGGACUCUGUGAGACUGGCUAAUCUGGGUGGGAUUUGUACAUUACUGUGAGCCUGUGCAAGACACAUACUACUGUAGAAGUCUCGAAGACCUGGUUGGUAUGCUUGACAUGGAAUAUAAAAGCUGCGAUCGGG
Molecule: messenger RNA, 1596 nt
Organism: Exophiala viscosa
Lineage: Eukaryota; Fungi; Ascomycota; Eurotiomycetes; Chaetothyriales; Herpotrichiellaceae
Product: eukaryotic mitochondrial regulator protein-domain-containing protein
Exons: 2
Coding region: 176-1408 (410 amino acids)
Biological process (GO): mitochondrial translation
Cellular component (GO): mitochondrial small ribosomal subunit
Molecular function (GO): structural constituent of ribosome
Source: RefSeq, a predicted model, not a curated record